Messenger RNA from Candidozyma haemuli, 1197 nucleotides. It is a transcript of the gene TIF5, whose product is annotated as translation initiation factor eIF5. The record is from RefSeq and is a predicted model, not a curated record. The transcript has a single exon. Gene Ontology annotation, molecular function: translation initiation factor activity; eukaryotic initiation factor eIF2 binding; GDP-dissociation inhibitor activity. Lineage: Eukaryota; Fungi; Ascomycota; Pichiomycetes; Serinales; Metschnikowiaceae. Gene Ontology annotation, cellular component: cytosol. Bases 1 to 1197 code for a protein of 398 amino acids. Gene Ontology annotation, biological process: translational initiation; formation of cytoplasmic translation initiation complex; formation of translation preinitiation complex.
AUGUCGUUCAUAAAUAUCUGUCGUGAGAACACCGAUCCGUUCUACCGUUAUAAGAUGCCUCCGAUCCAGUCCAAGGUCGAAGGUAGGGGUAACGGUAUCAAGACUGCCAUUCCUAACUUGAGUGAAGUCGCCAGAGCUUUGGGUCGCCCUCCAGCUUACGUGGUGAAAUACUUUGGUUCCGAGUUGGGUGCACAGACCAAGAUCAAGGAGGACGAGGACAGAUACCUUGUUAACGGUGCUCACUCUCAGGCUGAGCUACAAGACUCCUUGGAUGGUUUCAUCAACAAAUUCGUGCUCUGUGGUGCUUGUAAGAACCCAGAGACCCAGAUCAUCAUCAAGAGCAAGGGCUUUUUGCAGAGAGACUGUAAGGCCUGCGGUCGUAUCACCGACAUUGACUUGAGACACAAGUUGUCUUCCUACAUCUUGAAGAACCCACCUCCAUCUUCUACAGGUAAGAAGUCUGCCACUGCGCAGGCCAACGUUGUUGGUGGUGGUAAAUCCAUUUCUGAUAUUGCUCAAAGCGCUGACAACGGCGAUGCUUCCAAGCAGGCUAACGGUGACGAUGACGACGAUGCUUUGACCAAGAAGAUCAACGCCGAGGCUGCUGCUCUUGCCAAGGAGACUGUCGAGGUUGCUGACGACGACUGGGCUGUGGACAUGUCCAAGGAGGCUAUUGAAGCCAGAGCUAGAGAAUUGGAGGGUCUUUCGCUAAAUGACAGCCAGACCAAGCUCACGGAAUUCGGUGAGUGGGCAUUGAAGGAUGCCGAGGACAAGGAAGACUUGCCUUCUGAUAUUGACCUUUAUAAAAAGAUUGCCGAGUUGGAACUCUUGGAAAAGCCUGAUGUCAUGCUUAUCUUGGCCCAGGUUUUGUUCGAUGAGGACAUUCUCGAGCAGCUCGAUGAGCACCACGGUUUGUUGGCCAAGUUGAUCAACGGCCAAAACGACUUCGAGAAGGCUUUCUUGGGUGGUCUUGAAAGAUUCCUUGGUUUGGAAAAGCCAGACUUGAUCCCACUUGUGCCAAAGAUUCUUGUCAAGUUGUACGACAAGGAGUUGGUGAGCGAAGAGGAGAUCCUCAAUUGGGGUCUGAAGGUGUCCAAGAAAUACGUUUCUAAGGACGUUUCCAAGAAGGUGAGAAAGGCUGCCAAGCCAUUCAUUCAGUGGUUGAAGGAGGCCGACGAGGAGUCGGACGAGGAAUAA